AUGCGCGAACUGGUUUUGCAAGUGACGUGUGUUGAGUGUAAAAGCCUGUUUUUCUGCUUUUUGGCUCUAUAUCCCUGGUCCAUUCAGUGGCUACCCUACAGAAAAGUACGCCAAAAUGGCCGAUAAAGAAGUGUACGAUGACGCCGUGGAGGAGAGGGUAAUAAAUGAGGAGUACAAGAUCUGGAAGAAAAACACACCAUUCCUGUAUGACCUAGUCAUGACACAUGCGCUCGAGUGGCCAAGUUUAACAGUGCAGUGGCUUCCUGAUGUCAACAGGCCUGAGGGGAAGGACUAUGUGGUUCACCGGCUGGUGUUGGGCACACACACUUCAGACGAGCAAAACCAUCUGGUCAUCGCCAGUGUUCAGAUCCCCAAUGAUGACGCUCAGUUCGACGCUUCCCACUAUGACAGUGAGAAAGGAGCAGAGUUUGGAGGGUUUGGAUCAGUUAGUGGAAAGAUUGAGAUUGAGAUUAAGAUCAACCAUGAAGGAGAAGUGAACAGAGCCAGAUACAUGCCACAAAACCCCUGCAUCAUCGCCACCAAGACCCCUACUUCUGAUGUGCUGGUGUUUGACUACACCAAACACCCAUCCAAACCAGACCCCAGUGGAGACUGUAGUCCAGACCUGAGGCUGCGGGGACAUCAGAAAGAGGGCUAUGGUUUGUCCUGGAACCCCAACCUCAGUGGAAACCUGCUCAGUGCAUCUGACGACCAU
This is a messenger RNA of Danio rerio (zebrafish), 715 nucleotides long. It is a transcript of the gene rbbp7, whose product is annotated as RB binding protein 7, chromatin remodeling factor. NCBI's taxonomy places the organism in Eukaryota, Metazoa, Chordata, Actinopteri, Cypriniformes, Danionidae. Gene Ontology annotation, cellular component: nucleus. Gene Ontology annotation, biological process: fin regeneration. The record is from RefSeq and is marked validated.